UACAACACUAAAGCCCGUCGGUAGUCUUUGUUUGAAGCCUGGGAUUUCUUUAGCGCGAAACCAGCUAGCAAGCGCCACAUUUGUUUCUGAUUAUUUUCUUGCAAAAAUGGAUAAAGUAGAAAUGAUGAGAGCGUUGCUGAACGCACGACUGAGUGCGGCCGUGGAAGAAAUUGCUGUAGUGUUUGCAAGCACCAUAACACAGUACGAGGAAGAACUUUGUCGUUCAAAAGCAGAGAACGAGAGACAACGUCAACAGCUGGAUUCCGUCUACAGGCCAAGAAAUGAAGCACCAACAGCAGGGCAAACAACGCAAAUACGCGAAUACGUGAAUAGCAAAGACAACAAUGAAGUUCUCCCACUUGAACAACAGCAAUAUAACUCUAUGGUGGAACAGCACGAACCUGAGCCCGCCAAAUAUGAAGUAGAAGAGUGGGCUGCUCCCUGCACCUUUACAAAGGAAGAGCCUCUUCAACAGUUUGAGUUGCCUUAUUCGCAUGUCAUCUUGAAGAAUGAAUAUCAAAAAAACAAAAGUCGCAGUGAGGAUAAUGCAAGCAGCAGCUCAAGUCAACACGUGACAACAGACGGUGAUGGAGGCUACUGUGGAGCAUUGCAAGCAGACAGCCGACCCCCUCCACUAUCACACGCUUGCUCUGCUGCCCCUGAUGAUGAACACACAAGAGAUAAAUAUCUUCCUCCAGAGCAGCAGGAAAACCAAUCCACAACAGGCUUCACCUUGAGCCCCAAACCAGCAACGGCGGAGUGUAGCUCACCCACUGCGCUUAUGAAGAUGAUCAGUAUAGAAAAUGGAUGGACAGAAGAGGAGCACAAGUGGAACGUCUGUUUCAAGCAGGAGGAGAAAACCAACCGUAUCAUCGACUGUCCUCCAGCUGGUAAUAAUGAGGACGUGGUUUGUAAAUCACAGGUUCAUCUUAAGCAACAUGAGGAGAACAGAUCGGCCGAGCCUCCAAGUCCACUUGAAACUUGUGGCGAACUCUCAAAAGGUGAUGUGACAUGUCACCCCGACAACACACACUGGAAAUGUUCUCAGUGUGGGGAAACCUUUGGUGCCAAGAAGAAUUUGAGAAGUCACAUGAUGGUCCACUCGGGCGAGAAACAUCGCCUCUUAGUAAGAACUGAAACACAUUUAGUAACAGACACAGGAGAAAACACUACAGAGGAACAAGAUUCAUCUUUGAGUGAUCAGUCCACAGUGAUAGAUGGCAAGAAAGUGCAGACUUCUAAAAAAGGGUUCAAGUGCUCAGUGUGCAGUCACAGAUUUUCAUUCAAGUGCAAUUUGUUGACCCACAUGCGAGUACACACUGGAGAGAAACCUUUUUCCUGCUCAGUGUGCGGUCACAUAUUUUCAAUCAAGUCCAAUUUGUUGACCCAUAUGCGAGUACACACUGGAGAGAAACCUUUUGCCUGCUCAAUGUGCGGUAUGAGAUUCAGUCAAAAAGCCAGUGUGACACAUCACAUCCGAACACACACCGGUGAGAGACCGUUCUCCUGUUCGGUGUGCAAAAUAAGUUUUGCUCAUCCAGUGUCACUCGUGAGGCACAUGAGGAUACACACUGGCGAACAGUUUGUCUGUCCUGAUUGUGGUCUAAAAUUCCUUCAAAAAUGGAACUUGAGAAAUCAUAAAUGCACGGGUUCAGCCCAAGGAAGGAAAAAAAAAUCUUGAUGUAGAAUGAAUAGUGAACACUGAACAUUGUUAUCAUGGUUAUGUUGUGUCCAGGAUAGGAUUUUAAUAUUGUGAGGUAAAAGUUUUCGAAAAGCUACACUGUAAAAUGUAUGCUAUUUUUACACUGAAAAUAAAUAUUGAAAUAAUCUUGA
Molecule: messenger RNA, 1833 nt
Organism: Corythoichthys intestinalis (scribbled pipefish)
Lineage: Eukaryota; Metazoa; Chordata; Actinopteri; Syngnathiformes; Syngnathidae
Product: zinc finger protein 182-like
Exons: 4
Coding region: 107-1681 (524 amino acids)
Biological process (GO): regulation of transcription by RNA polymerase II
Cellular component (GO): nucleoplasm
Molecular function (GO): DNA-binding transcription repressor activity, RNA polymerase II-specific; RNA polymerase II cis-regulatory region sequence-specific DNA binding
Source: RefSeq, a predicted model, not a curated record